Molecule: messenger RNA, 3739 nt
Organism: Coregonus sp. 'balchen'
Lineage: Eukaryota; Metazoa; Chordata; Actinopteri; Salmoniformes; Salmonidae
Source: the annotation of a GenBank genome assembly
AUGAAAUGCUUCUCCCGGUACCUUCCUUACCUCUUCAGACCCUCAAGCACCAUCCUCUCCUCCAGCUGUCACACUGAAGGUAGGCUACGGACUUAUGAUGUUAUUGCGCGCGCGCGUAUGCGUACGUAUGUAUCUGUGUGUGUGUUUGUGGGCACUGGGCAGCCAGCAGCAGGUUAGGUCCGGUCGGGAGACAUCUAUUUAUAGAGAGAGAGGAGUCUGGAAAUGUAAUGGAACGGAACAGAACAGCGGACUGGCUCGUCUCACUCACAUCACCCUGCUCUCCUCCCGUUUCUAAGGCGAAACAGCCAUAGUCAGGUUUGACAUUUCAGACGGUGUCGGGAGGGACCACUCUGGAGUUGGCUCAACUUGGCUGGGUUUCCUUUGUAGGCCUAUUUGCAUAAUUAAUGUCUGCACCUGUCGGUGUAAAUUGUAGGAACUUUCAAGACAUGACAUUCCACCUUUUCCCUCAGCCAAAGCUGAAUAGAAUAGACUACUCUGGUGACAAUUAUAAGCUGCCUGCAACACUGUAUGCUGUUCAAAAGAAAAGAGAGAAAAGUGUGUCAGCCUUUCUGUCAGUUCAACCACGGUGGUCAAUUGUUUUGAUUAUUUUACCAAGUAAGUUGACUGAGAACACGUUCUCAUUUACAGCAACGACCUGGGGAAUAUUUAAGGAUGGGGGAUAAAUGAGCCAAUUGGAAGCUGGGUAUGAUUAGGUGGCCAUGGGGCCCGAUUGGGAAUUUAGCCAGGACACCGGGGUUAACACCCCUACUCUUACAAAAAGUGCCAUGAGAUCUUUUAGUGACCACAAAGACUGAGGACACCCGUUUAACAUCCCAUCCAAAAGACAGCACACUAAACAAGGCCCCCCCCCCCCAAAUUGUAAAGUGGUUAUCCCACUGGCUAUAGGGUGAACGCACCAAUUUGUGAGUCGCUCUGGCUAAGAGCGUCUGCUAAAUGACGUUAAUGUGCCCUUGAGCAAGGCACUUAACCCUAAUUGCUCCUGUAAGUCGCUCUGGUUAAGAGCGUCUGCUAAAUGACUAAAAUGUAAAUGUAAAGGCUCUGUCCCCACUCACUGCGCUGUGGCAUUGGGAUCUUUUUUUAGACCAGAGGAAAGAGUGCUUCCUACUGGCCCUCCAACACCACUUCCAGCAGCAUCUGGUCUCCCAUCCAAGGACUGACCCUGUUUAGCUUCAGUGGUAAACCAGCAGUGGGAUGCAGGGUGGUAUGCUGCUGACCAAGGACAUGUCACCUGUCCAUAACAACCAAAACAACGUUAUGUAAGGCUUCAUAAGAGCCCAUUAGGUUAAGUUUAUGAUUAACUUAAUGCAUUAUUAUUAAGUUAUUAUUAUUAAGUAAUUACGUUUAUUGACAUAGAAUGUCUCAAUAACAUCCCACAGGGCACAAAAUGGUUGAACUCAUCAACUUAAACUGUUGUUUUGAGUGCAAUUUCUCAGGAUUAUGUCAUCAUUGUAACCAACUGUCAUCAUAGACAAACCUUGUAUAAAAUACAGUUGAAUUUGUACUUUUGAAACAACUUCGGAUCUUCAACAUUAUAUGCACUAUCAGAUAAAACAAACAAUAGGCUGGGCAGCACUUCCUACUGGAGAGUUGAUCUACAACUAUUUAUUUAUUAGGUCCAGGGUUUUAACCAAGCCCUGCUUAGCUUUUAUAUUUGUCACUGACUACUACCAAUGUGCUAUCGUGGGAAUUAUUAUUAAGAGAUGUCUUAAUAACUAAAUAUAUUCACUGUUGUAUCGAAGUCAUUCUAAAGGGCAGGUUUAACAACGCAAAUUAAAUGUAACCAUACUUUAUAAGUCAUAUAUCAUCAAUGAUACUAUUUAGGCCUACAUAGCAUUUGCAAAGUCAUCCAAGGGUUCAACAAAAAAAAUAGACAAUACAUAUAGACCUAGGGUUUCAUGCUUUGGUUGAUUUCAAAUGUAAUCUUCAAGUUAAUCAUUAAUACUGUAUGUUGGAUUCAUGUGUCCUUCUCAACCAAAGAUCUUAGUUAAAGAAUAGGACUAAAUCAAAGCAAACUUUAUUUAAAGUGCAUUUAAAGUUUGAUAAGAUUAGAUAUAGUGCUAUUCUUUAACUUUUUGGUUGAGAUGGAGACGUGAAUCCAACAUAUCAAUUAUGAAUUUGUAGACAAACUGGAUAUGGAAUUGUGUUUGGUUGUCAACGCAACCUAAUAUCAACAUUUGAAGGAGAUCUAAUGCUUGGAUAGUUCCAUCUGUGCCACUGACUUAGGCUGGCUUUAAUUCCAGCGGCAAUAUUGCAAAUAGCUUAUUGAAGGGGUGCCUCAGAAUGGCAGAUGUGUUGUGGUUGGUAGCCAUGGAUGGGGGCUGGAGGUUGUCUAGUAGUCUUGCUGUUGUUGUUGAUCUAUUGAGGGGAUCUUUCCGUGUGACUAGAAAAUGUGUUCAGCCUCAUUGUAAAACAGCUCAUCACUUGUAUAUUAGGCACCCUACAGGACUAUCGGCUAUUUGCAUUUAAUUAUUCACCAGAGGCUCUCAACAAAGGUUGUGCUGAAAGUAUUCUCAAUUUUAGCAAAGGCUCGGAAAGGAGUUUGUUGUGAUUUCCAUGGGCACAUUGUGUAAUAGUGUGGGUCUGGACUGCCUCUCCCAGGGGGCUGACGUGAUCACAUCUAGCUUUUGUGGAACCAGGUGGUGAUAUCAGUUGUGUAACCCCCUCCCCCUGUAGAGAGGAGUGCAGCUGGGCCAUUUUGCCCAUUUCCCCCUGGGUGGGAGGGAGCAGUGCACACACACACACACACACACACAAUGUACCCCCAGGUCUCCAUCAGCAGACAAUGAGAAAAGGAGAGCACUCUUGCUAAGCUCCAGUUUGCCACAUCACACUGUAACUGGACCCUAUAGCUUUGAGGGAGGAAAGAUUUCUCUUGUGGCCAUCACAGCGUAUCUGGGGGAUGGGGGUAAUGGACACAGAUAACCCUCUAGGGUCGGUCAUCAAUAGGGCCUUAAUUAGUGCCAAGGUGGGAGGUCUGGGAGAGCAGGAGGUAUAACAUCAUGGGGUAUAAUAUCAUGGGGUACCUGAAGCGAUGAUAUUUCUUUCUUUCUUUCUUUCUUUCUUUCUUUCUUUCUUUCUUUCUUUCUUUCUUUCUUUCUUUCUUUCUUUCUUUCUUUCUUUCUUUCUUUCUUUCUUUCUUUCUUUCUUUCUUUCUUUCUUUCUUUCUUUCUUUCUUUCUUUCUCGCUAUCUUUCUUUCUCGCUAUCUUUCUUUCUCUCUCUCUCUCUCUCUCUCUCUCUCUCUCUCUCUCUCUCUCUCUCUCUCUCUCUCUCUCUCUCGCUCUCUCUCUAGGAUCGAUGUGGUUGCUCUGGUCGGAUAAAGCGGGAUGGGGUGAAUAUUUCAGAGCCUUUGUCAAUUCAGAUUGCCUCAGCAGGGUGCCAUCUCUCAUCCUUGAUUCUGAGUCCCAUCUGUAGGCCUCCUCUCCCUCUCCGCCUCUCUCUCCCUCUCUGCCUCUCUCUCCCUCUCUGCCUCUGUCUCCCUCUCCCUCUAUGCCUUUCGCUACCUCUCUUUGCCUCAUCUCCCCCUUUCGACCUCUACCAGUCCCUCUGUUGUCAGCCUGUGUGUUGCGGCCUGCUCCUAUGAGCCAUGAUGAGCCACUCUUCAACCUCUGGCUAUUGGGUGAAGGUGAUAUUGGCAGCCCCUCUUUCCCCUGGGUCCAGCGGCCCAGCCACCCGGGUCUCAGUUGGACAUACUGUAAUAGAGGGGUAAACGCCACGUAG